Molecule: messenger RNA, 1659 nt
Organism: Aspergillus steynii IBT 23096
Lineage: Eukaryota; Fungi; Ascomycota; Eurotiomycetes; Eurotiales; Aspergillaceae
Product: aquaporin
Exons: 3
Coding region: 173-1192 (339 amino acids)
Biological process (GO): transmembrane transport
Cellular component (GO): plasma membrane
Molecular function (GO): water channel activity
Source: RefSeq, a predicted model, not a curated record
UCUAGACUUUGCCAGUCGUGACGUCGGUUGGCGUUCUGAAAACAGGCGUAUAUAGGCAUAGGUGAUCGACCCAUCGAGUCAGACUAGCUGAAGCCGCUCUGCACCGGAGCCGACUCCAUCCACUGCCCACCCCGCGCCGAAAACCCAUUCUUCGACCUGCGAAUCCACCAGCAUGUUCUCCUUCCCGCGACGAUUCCUCCGCCGUCAUCGGCACGAAGGUCGCCAGACCACUCCGGUGGUCGAUACCACGCGCCGCCAGCUCCCUAUGCUCCAUCUGCAGGACACGGCGCGGAACAACUGCAUCGCCAUGCUGGGAGAGUUCGUCGGCACGUUCCUCUUCCUGUUCUUUGCGUUCGCGGGCGCCCAGGUCGCCAAUACCCCGAAGCCCGUGGAUGGCGCCCCCCCGAAUACGUCGAAUCUCCUGUAUGCGUCGCUGGCGUUCGGGUUCUCGUUGAUGGUAAACGUGUGGGCGUUUUAUCGCGUCACCGGGGGGUUGUUUAAUCCGGCUGUUACUCUAGCACUCUGUCUGGUUGGAGGCAUGUCGCCCCUCCGAGGAGGGCUCGUAUUCGCGGUGCAGCUCGUGGCAGGGAUUGCGUCGGCAGGUGUAGUCAGCGCCUUGUUCCCUGGCGACUUGAACGUCGCGACACGGCUGGGCGGCGGGACCUCGAUCUCGCAGGGCCUGUUCAUCGAGAUGUUCCUGACCGCGCAGCUAGUGCUGGUCGUGAUCAUGCUGGCCGUGGUGAAGCACAAGUCGACGUUCCUGGCGCCCGUAGGCAUCGGUCUCGUCUUCUUCGUCACGCAAAUGAUCGGCGACUACUACACCGGCGGCUCCCUCAACCCGGCACGCUCCCUCGGCCCAGACGUCAUCAACCGCAGCUUCCCAGGUUACCACUGGAUCUACUGGGUCGGGCCUCUGCUGGGUUCGUUGCUGGCGUGCGGGUUCUACGGCAUGCUGUCGCUUUUCUCAUACCAUACCGUCAACCCGGGACAGGACUUCAACGAGUGGGAGGCCAAGAUGGGUCCCGGAUCAUGGGACUCCGCUAUGCAUCGUCCGUCGUUCUCGGACACCACGACGCUGGACCGGCCGCAUUCGCCGCAUACAGGGGGCCAGCGACCCAGUCGGCUGAGCCAUAUCGAUAAUGCGGUUCACGGGGAGGGGCAGAGUGCGGUGCAGGGGUCUGAGCAGGUGUAAUCUUAAUCUGAGUGGUCGUGGGGACUCCUGAGAAGGGAAGGGUUGGUUGGUGGGAGAGGUUGUCUUUAUGCGUUCCGUACUUAGUUAUGUGGCUAUCUGAUUUCCCGGAAAUCCUGAGGAGGAGCUGAAUUAACACUGGACAACCAACAAAGGACGGAGUUGAGGCCUCCGCAUCAGUCCGGAGUCCGGAGGAUAUCUGGAACGAGUGGAGAGGCCGAAAUUUGGGACUCGAGCGAAGUGGAGGGAUCGGCGCGACGGUGGAUACGGGCGUGGCCAAUCAGUGGAGCAGGAGAGAUUGCUUUGGAUCGAUAUCUGGCAUUAUUUCGAGAGGAUUGGAUCGUGGGCUGGACCUCGUGGCGGAGAAGAGUCCGGAGGUUCCCAGGGUAGGAGGAUCGUUAAGCGUUGUUCUGUCGGGGCCGGGCGACUUGCUGAUUUCCGGAUAAGCUACUUGGCUGGAUAAGUUGGAU